This is a messenger RNA of Centrocercus urophasianus (Greater sage-grouse), 3786 nucleotides long. It is a transcript of the gene SALL3, whose product is annotated as spalt like transcription factor 3. Bases 1 to 3786 code for a protein of 1261 amino acids. Gene Ontology annotation, molecular function: RNA polymerase II cis-regulatory region sequence-specific DNA binding; DNA-binding transcription factor activity, RNA polymerase II-specific. The transcript has 4 exons. Gene Ontology annotation, cellular component: nucleus. The record is from RefSeq and is a predicted model, not a curated record. Gene Ontology annotation, biological process: regulation of transcription by RNA polymerase II. NCBI's taxonomy places the organism in Eukaryota, Metazoa, Chordata, Aves, Galliformes, Phasianidae.
AUGUCUCGUCGAAAGCAAGCGAAACCCCAGCAUCUCAAAUCGGACGAAGAGCUGCAAGCGGAGGUAGUUUCCGAGCACGCAGUCCCGGGGGAAGGAGCAGACGAUGGUGACAGCGGGAACGAAAGCAGGAGCGGAAGUGAAGAAACCAAUGUUUGUGAGAAGUGCUGUGCGGAGUUCUUCAAGUGGACGGACUUCCUGGAGCACAAGAAGAGCUGCACAAAAAACCCCCUGGUGCUGAUCGUGAAUGAAGAUGAGGCAGCUCCGCCGCCCGCUGAGGAGUUCCCCGAGCCCUCACCUGCUAGCUCUCCCAGUGACCAGGCAGAGAGUGAAGCUGCUGAGGAAGGUGUCCAGCCGGAAAACAGCGAGAGCUCUGAAGUGAAGAGCACGGAAAAGGAAGAAGAGCCAAUGGAGGUAGAAACUGCGGAGAAAAGUUUCCAGAAUCAAGGCACCUCAAACACAGCUACUCCUCUACCUCAGCUCCCUGAACCGUCGCCUAUGACGAGCUAUGCCAUGCCAAACACGAACGUCACACUGGAGACUCUGCUGAGCACUAAAGUGGCGGUCGCACAGUUCUCGCAGAGCGCGCGGUCAGCCGCCUCCGCCAGCAUCAGCAGCGGGGUGACGGCUGUGGCCAUCCCCAUGAUCCUGGAGCAGCUCAUGGCCCUGCAGCAGCAGCAGAUCCACCAGCUGCAGCUGAUUGAGCAGAUCCGCAGCCAGGUGGCCAUGAUGAACCGGCAGCCCCUGCGGCCGGCCCUUAACCCGGUGGUGGCCGCACCAGGAGUGGUGGGGCAAGCCUCAAACCAGCUGCAGGGCUUUGCCACGAGCGCUGCCAUCCAGCUCACCGCCGUCCUUCCUCCUGCCAUCAUGGGACAGGCUGCUGGUGCUCAGCCCCCUGCCUUCGAUGGCUCUCAGCACGUCUCAAGACCUACGUCUGGAGCAAGCACACCCAAUAUAUCCAGCAGUGGCUCCUCUGCCCCUCCAGAAUCUAGCGUACCCUGCUCUUCUAAUGCGAUUACAUCUGUAACACCAGUUUCAGUGUCAAACACGAGUAUCAGUGCUUCGCAGCCCCAGAAUGCUUCAACUCCACCUUCCAUAGGACAUGGAAGCCUCGCCUCGAUUUCUAACCUGCCAAACCCACUUCUACCUCAGACUUCCUCAAAUAGUGUGAUCUUCCCCAAUCCGCUUGUUAGCAUCGCAGCAACAGCUAAUGCACUAGAUCCUCUGUCUGCCCUCAUGAAGCACCGCAAAGGGAAGCCACCAAAUGUGUCAGUGUUCGAGCCCAAGUCAAGCUCCGAGGAUCCCUUUUUUAAACACAAAUGCCGAUUUUGUGCCAAGGUCUUUGGAAGUGACAGUGCUUUACAAAUCCACCUCCGCUCGCAUACAGGGGAAAGGCCUUUUAAAUGCAACAUAUGUGGAAAUCGCUUUUCCACAAAAGGCAACCUGAAAGUUCAUUUUCAGAGGCAUAAAGAGAAAUAUCCCCACAUUCAGAUGAAUCCCUAUCCUGUUCCAGAAUACCUCGAUAAUGUGCCCACUUGUUCUGGUAUCCCGUACGGGAUGUCACUGCCCCCUGAAAAGCCGGUCACAACGUGGUUAGACAGCAAACCUGUUCUGCCGACCAUUCCAACUUCCAUUGGGCUCCAGCUGCCCCCCACGAUCCCUGGUGUGAACAGUUACGGAGAUUCUCCAAGCAUCACUCCCAUGAGCAGGUCACCUCAGAGGCCUUCUCCUGCUUCCAGCGAAUGCACUUCCUUAUCUCCAAGCCUCAACACAUCUGAGUCAGGUGUUCCAGUGUCUGCUGAAUCCCCGCAGCCCGUUCAGAGCAGCUCGUCCCUGACCAAGGCAGAACCCAUCAGUCUGCCUCCCGCAAGUACGCGGCUUGGGGACCACUCCGUAAGUGGACAAGUUUCCACAGCUUCCACGUCUUCAAUUCCAACCAUUGUUACGGACAGCAGUGUUUCGACAAGCCUCCCAAACCCUGUGCUUCCAACAAUGUCUGACCAGUUUAAGGCAAAGUUUCCAUUUGGUGGUCUGCUAGAUUCUAUGCAAACAUCAGAAACCUCAAAACUACAGCAGCUAGUAGAGAACAUUGAUAAGAAGAUGACAGAUCCAAAUCAAUGCGUCAUUUGUCACCGUGUGCUUAGUUGUCAGAGUGCUCUCAAGAUGCAUUACAGAACACAUACAGGAGAAAGACCAUUUAAAUGCAAAAUUUGUGGACGUGCCUUUACUACCAAAGGCAAUCUAAAAACGCAUUUUGGAGUUCAUCGAGCAAAGCCACCACUUAGAGUACAGCACUCAUGUCCCAUUUGUCAGAAGAAAUUUACAAACGCAGUUGUUCUUCAGCAGCAUAUUCGUAUGCAUAUGGGCGGGCAGAUUCCAAACACGCCAUUACCAGAGGGCUUCCAGGAUGCCAUGGACUCAGAACUCUCCUAUGACGAGAAGAACAUUGACACAUUGAGCAACUUCGAUGAUGACAUUGAUGAAAAUUCUAUGGAAGAGGACCCAGAGUUAAAGGACAUGGCAAGCGACUCAGCAAAACCCCUUAUCUCUUACUCUGGGUCAUGUCCUUCCUCACCGCCUUCUGUGAUCUCCAGUAUCGCUGCUUUGGAGAAUCAAAUGAAAAUGAUUGAUUCUGUCAUGAACUGUCAGCAGCUGACCAGUUUAAAAUCCAUAGAAAACGGAUCAGGGGAAAGUGACCAUUUGAGCAAUGACUCCUCAUCGGCUGUUGGUGAUCUCGAAAGCCAGAGUGCAGGCAGCCCUGCAAUGUCAGAGUCUUCUUCCUCCAUGCAAGCUUUGUCUCCUGUAAAUAGUAACAGUGAAAGUUUUAGAUCAAAGUCCCCGGGUCUCAGCAACCAGGAAGAACCACAAGAAAUACAAUUAAAGACUGAAAAACCAGACAGCCCACCACCUGCAACUGAAAAUGGAGGCGCGUUAGAUCUGACAUCCACCAACCCUGGAAGACCGGUCAUCAAAGAGGAGGCUCCUUUUAGCCUGCUGUUCCUGAACAGAGAACGUGGUCCCAGCCAAAGUACUCCUAGCCUGGUCACCAGUACAGCGCCUACCAUGAUCAAAAUGGAAGUGAAUGGUCACAGCAAGCCGAUCUCUUUGGGUGAGGUUCCCUCGCUUCCAGCUGGAAUCCAGGUUCCUGCUGCACCACAGACAGUGAUGAGUCCGGGGAUCACCCCCAUGCUGGCACCCCCCCCUCGCCGCACUCCCAAGCAGCACAACUGUCAGUCUUGUGGGAAGACCUUCUCCUCAGCAAGCGCACUGCAGAUACACGAGCGCACCCAUACUGGUGAAAAACCGUUUGGUUGCACAAUCUGUGGUAGAGCUUUUACCACAAAGGGGAAUCUUAAGGUUCACAUGGGAACGCACAUGUGGAAUAAUGCACCUGCACGCCGUGGCCGUCGCCUCUCCGUGGAAAACCCCAUGGCUUUGCUGGGUGGUGAUGCACUGAAGUUCUCUGAAAUGUUCCAGAAGGAUUUGGCAGCUCGGGCCAUGAACGUUGACCCCAGUUUUUGGAACCAAUAUGCUGCAGCUAUCACAAAUGGACUUGCCAUGAAGAACAAUGAGAUUUCUGUCAUACAGAACGGAGGCAUUCCCCAACUCCCAGUAAGUCUUGGUGGAGGUGCCAUCCCACCUCUAAGCAACCUUACCAGUGGCAUGGACAAAGCUCGCACAGGCAGCAGCCCUCCCAUUGUUGGCUUGGACAAAGCAAGUUCUGAAACUGGAGCCAGUCGUCCAUUCACCAGAUUUAUUGAGGAUAACAAAGAGAUUGGCAUAAAUUAA